AUGAACAAGCAACUUUGCUGUUUUGUACCAGUACAGAAUAGAAUUGUUCUUAAUAGAUUUGACGAAAAAUAUGUUUCGAAUGAUAAAAUCGUUUACAUUGCUGUGAAAUGUAGGUCUGUAAUCGCUGUGUGGCAAGUUGAACGAAAACCGCGUAAUGAACUUAGUAAUAGCAUUCCUUUCUAUGGACUCAAGAUGCCAGUCCAGAGCAGUGUUUUAGUAUUGAAAAGAGUCUAUUUAAAAUAUAAACAAUUAUAUUCACAAAUAAGCAUACAGAUUGGUUACUGUUCCAUCAAAAAGAGUCGCUUCAAAAACCCAGCUUUAAAUUCAUUCAAAGCUGCCUCUUCUGCUAAAAUGAUGUGGUUACAAGAAGGGUUACAACUUUCAAUUUCCAUGUUUAAACACAAGCCUACGGUAGCACACCGAUUAUCACCUGCGUGGGAAAUAAAUUCACAAAAACUAAUAUUCAUGAAAGUGCUGCGCGGAAUUGUUAGUCAAGAUAAACGACCAAAUGAGGAUGUUUACUGGAGCUAUUUAAGAAUGUAUGCAGUACGAUUGUUGUCGGUUGCAAAUCGAAUAAAAUCCUUCGAAGAGGUCAGUAAUUCACUGUUCUACCGAAGGACACUACGCUUUAAUUUGGGAAAAGUUCGAGUGAUAGUAGCAUCUGCAAAACAGUGGACAUUUAAAAGAAGCGUGAACAACAAUGAAGACAAAGACUAUUACCAAUUUUUAAAAUUUUUCAAACCCAAAGUCGCUUCUUUUGAGACUAAUAUAUUUUACGUGAAUAAUUUUAAAUUGUUCAAUCAGAAGAAAGUCGUCACUUUCACUAAAGCUCAAGCGGGUGAUUUGAAAAAGUCGACAAUCUUGUAUGUAUUUUUUGUUCAGCUGGCUAAAAGACAAUCUAAAAAUGUUUGGCAUGGCUUUAUGCAUAAAUUUUGGAAAUUCAGCAGAGCAACUGUCACGUCAAAACUUGACAUUUAUCUGGAUAGUGGAUCACGUUCGGAAAACCAAGCCAAAACCGCUUCAAAAAUUACUUACAUUUUCGAGUUCUAUGAUCAAGUCAAAUUCUAUGUUAUGAUAAAAAAACCACUUUCAACAGUCGAUUUUGAGACAAAGUUGAAGCUGCAAGAUUUGAAACAGUGUAAAAUAAGGCGUAUGCAAGAGUUACACUUAAUACCUCCACCAGACUUUUUGAUUACUUAG
This is a messenger RNA of Echinococcus granulosus, 1200 nucleotides long. RefSeq lists its product as hypothetical. Bases 1 to 1200 code for a protein of 399 amino acids. The record is from RefSeq and is a predicted model, not a curated record. The transcript is spliced from 10 exons. Lineage: Eukaryota; Metazoa; Platyhelminthes; Cestoda; Cyclophyllidea; Taeniidae.